Molecule: messenger RNA, 2693 nt
Organism: Coregonus clupeaformis (lake whitefish)
Lineage: Eukaryota; Metazoa; Chordata; Actinopteri; Salmoniformes; Salmonidae
Gene: adck5
Product: aarF domain containing kinase 5
Exons: 15
Coding region: 166-1899 (577 amino acids)
Source: RefSeq, a predicted model, not a curated record
ACAUCUUCCUGUGAAAUCAUUUGUAGACAGUUCAGGAAGUCAAGCAUGAUCUGAAACGGGAGGAGACAGUUACAAGAUUACAUUAGAUUAGUGGCUACACUAUUUUUUUUUUUUAACUACAUAUUAGUGAGUAGAGAGCAUAGUGAGUGUGUGUAUAGGCUGAACAUGGCGGGGGAGUCCUUCAAAGCAUUAAGGUUGUGUUGGCAUAGUUUGGCCCUGCUGCGAAGAUGUCCCUACCCACACCCACAACUGUACAGAUCCUUCAGCUCACAAAGGCCAGGGAAGAGUCGAGGGUUGUUCAGGAAGAUGUUUCUGGGCGUGGCGGUGAGUGUUCCUGCAGUUGUGGGGGUCCGGUACGCCUUUGCGGAACCUCGAGAGAGACGGAAGAUGAAGAUCUUGCUGAAGGGAGUCGGUCGCUUCUGUAGGUCUAUAUAUGUAGGACUCUAUAUCUCAGUAGAUUAUUGGUGGACCACCAAUGUGACGUUACGUUGCAUGGACGAGAGCAGCCCAUUGUUCAUGGCAGGGAUGUCAUUGUGCCACCAAAGGGCAGCAGACCGCAUGGUGGAGGGAGCGGUGCAGAACGGGGGGAUAUAUGUUAAACUGGGACAGGGCCUGUGUGCUUUCAACCACCUGCUGCCUCCUGAGUACGUCAAGACACUGCAUGUCCUGGAGGAUAAGGCUCUCAACAGGAGAUACAAGGAGGUAGAGUCUCUGUUCAGAGAGGACUUCAACACUACUCCAGACAGGAUGUUUAAGAAGUUUGACUAUGAGCCCAUCGCAGCAGCCAGUCUGGCUCAGGUCCACAAGGCAGAGCUGCAGGACGGGACUCCUGUUGCUGUCAAAGUGCAGUACAUAGACCUCAGGGAUCGGUUCGACGGUGACAUCAGGACUCUGGAGAUCCUUCUGGAUGUUAUAAAGUUCAUGCACCCCAGCUUCGGCUUCAGAUGGGUCCUCAAAGACUUGAAGGGGACAUUGGCUCAGGAGCUGGACUUUGAGAAUGAGGCCAGGAACUCUGAGAGGUGUGCAGAGGAACUGAAACACUUCAAAUUUGUCGUUGUGCCAAAGGUUUACUGGGACCAAACCAGCAAGAGAGUGUUGACUGCAGAGUUCUGUGAAGGCUGCAAAAUCAACAAUGUGGAAGAAAUCAAAAGACAAGGACUUAGCUUGAGCGAUACUGCUGACAAGCUGAUCCGUACGUUUGCAGAGCAGAUAUUUUACACGGGCUUCAUCCACGCUGACCCUCACCCUGGCAACGUGCUUGUGAGAAGAGGUCCAGACAAGAAGGCAGAGCUAGUAUUGUUGGAUCACGGCCUGUAUGAAUACCUCAGUGAAAUUGACAGGGUAGCGCUGUGCAAACUGUGGCGGUCCAUAGUCCUGAGAGACAACACUGCCAUGAAGAGGUACUCCAACAGCCUGGGGGUCAAAGACUACUUCAUCUUCUGUGAGAUGCUGCUGCAGCGGCCAAUCAACAUGCGGGAGCUGGGCAUGUCCAACAUCCUGAGUCAUGAAGAGACAUCCUAUAUGAGGGACAUGGCUGUCAAUCACUUUGACAACAUCAUGGCUGUUCUCAAGUCCAUGCCACGCCCCAUGCUGCUGGUGUUCAGGAACAUCAACACGGUCCGCAGCAUCAACAUCACACUGGGAGCUCCGGUAGACAGAUACUGUGUCAUGGCCAAGAGCGCUGUGCAAGGCUGGGGGCGGCUCCAGGCAGAGAGGCCGGGAGUUCUUCCCAGGUUCAGAGUGUUCCGAUGGGUGUGGACCUCCUGGGAGAGCCUCAAGUUCGAGUGUGCCCUGAGGUCAGAAAUGGCGAUGAUGAGUCUGACACGAUCCCUGCUAUCCCUGUUGUCUUACUUCAACCUCAUAUCACUGGAUGAGGAAGUCUACCAAUACCUGAAGUAGAGGCUGACACCCUGACACACCAUACCUCAGCUGCAUACCGGAGACUAGUGACCCCUGUUUAAAGCUCAAGAAAUGCAACCCGUUCGACAGGAGUAUAACUACUGAAUAAGUAUUUUAAUAUGAUAGUUGUCAAAUGGACAGAUGGGCUGCUACAAUGGUGCUAUACAUUUCCCACAUCUACAGUACAUACCAAAUCUGCUUUGGCAGAAUGAAGACUAUCAUGUGUCUUAGUCAGAGGACAGGAAAAAGUACCAAAUACAGCUCCAAGCUAAGCACUUGACUCGCCAGGAGUCAUGGUAUUGAGGAGCACUGUCUCAAUGCCUCCAAGGAAUGUCAACUGGCACAAGACAUUUUAAUGAUUACAAACGUAGAACCAUUUAUUCUUUUUGGUUUUUACUGGGGUUGAAUUUGAUAGCAGUAUGUGGUGGUAAAAAGCUUGAAAGUGAUUCCUUUAAGCCAAGAUUCCUGCUGUGGCCAUGACGAUUUUUAUGAAUGAGAAAGUCAACGAUGGAGCAAUCUGAUUUGAAUAAGAUUGGCAGCCUUUUCAGAUUUAUAUUAAAUCUUAUUAAUAGCACAUGUUUAGACACAGAGAACAUUCAGGCUUUUUAAUCUUACGUUGCAUUACCUGGAUAAUAGUGCUUAUAGAUGCUGAGAUUACUUUAACUGCAGGCAUAUAGUUUGGUCAAGUCAUUCUUUAACAAGUCAUCAAUGUUCAUCCCUUUUAGGAAAUAUUUGUAUUCUUAUAUUUAGGAAAGUGGCGUUAACUAAAUAAAGUGCCCUUCCUCCCCUUGGAA